Messenger RNA from Plenodomus lingam JN3, 2730 nucleotides. RefSeq lists its product as uncharacterized. NCBI's taxonomy places the organism in Eukaryota, Fungi, Ascomycota, Dothideomycetes, Pleosporales, Leptosphaeriaceae. Gene Ontology annotation, molecular function: DNA-binding transcription factor activity, RNA polymerase II-specific; zinc ion binding. Gene Ontology annotation, biological process: regulation of DNA-templated transcription. The record is from RefSeq and is a predicted model, not a curated record.
AUGAACUUUGUCGAUGUGCAACCCAGAUCCUUCCUUGACUAUGCCUGGACCUCUCCUUCGCCAGCCGGCGGGAUCAAGGCCGCCAAACCGUCCAAAGCCGGCAGGAAGCAGAACAGGUGUUGCGAUCAGUGUCGAAAAGGGAAGAGAGCGUGCGACGCCGCCAUCCUCGAGGACACGCUGUUGGACACGAACAAACCAUGUGGACAUCCGACGGUGUUUCACUAUAGUGACGUCUUUGGUCCUCUGACCGCCUGUAGUAAUUGCGACAAGACAAAAAAAUCGUGCACGUUUGACUGGCUUCGAUCACAGCGCGUUUCGCAAGCUUUGCAACCGCAGUCGGGAACCACGCCCCCAGCAAAGCGUCGCCGCACGCAAAACCGUCGUCACGACGAAACCGAGCAGCCGUCUACCGCUGCCAACGGAAAGACAGACAAGGUCGCAUCAAGGCCUAGUAGUGAAGCCUCGGCUUCGCGGACGACGCCAGUGGAGUUGGGAGUGACCUUUGGAGACUUUGCCUGUGGAGCGUCUUCGUUGGACUCGAAUACGAGCCUGCCUGCGUUCCAGCUGCCAUCCGCAGUGCUCCCAUACAGUGCCGAGCCCUGUAUCCAAGGGGAACACAGUCCACCAGAAUGCGACUCGACCAAGCGUUCGUCGUGGGAAACCCCACCAGGCGAUGUAGAUAAGAUGCAUGACGCUUAUAGCCGAUGCACAUCGCGAACGAAUAGUGAAAAUGGAUCCACGCAGUCUUCCACCAUGAGUGACACCAUGGUUCCAUGUAAUCGAAAACGACGUCGGCGCAGUCUGUCCCCUGUGUUCAUCACAAAUGCUGCCUAUCAUCAUGCCGCAAUAUCCAUUGAGCGCAGCCUAUUCACCACGACGAACAGUACAUACCUUACAGAAGGCUUGUUACAAAUCUAUCAAAAUAGCUUCGAAAAUGCUCUUUCGUGUUGGAUGACGGAGCGCACCUGUCCAUACAGUACCAAGACUGAUAUUCUGUUGGCCAACGGCGCCACCCCAGAUUGGAAUCGAAUCUAUCAUCGUGCAUCUCGGCUGGACCGCUUGACGGCAGCCAUCCGGGGAAGACAACUGACGUAUUCCGAAGAUCAAGCAGUGUCGAGAUGCCUAAACUUGGCAAUCUAUGCUUUCGCCAGCCAAUGGGCCCAAUCCAGUCAACGAAGCAAAACAAAGUAUCCCUACAAGGCCGGCAUGCCAGACGACCAGACCUAUGCAUUUUCAAACGGUGCUACCGAUGACAACGCAUCGGCCAAUGUCGAGUUUGACCAAGUCGUCCAGACAACUGCGUGGCAUGAGGCACGCAAUGCAUUGCAAAGCGCGGGGGAUAUCGAAUCCUUCCGUGUAGUUCUCGCACAUAUAGUCUUUGCUUUGACCCAAAAGCCGGUUGAUCUUACAGAAUCACUACAAACAGAUAUCGAUGGUAUGAGUCAAGAGCUGGAACCAGUUUCGAGCGAGAAUGAGUGUGUAGAUCUCAUGUCCAAGUUGAAUCUUGCUAUCGAAACCGAAGGGCCACCAGUACACCUAGAGAAGGGGCUUCGCUUGAUUCACUCUCUUAGGUCUAAGAUGGCCAUGCUCGGUGACCACACGCGCACUGGUUCUGGCGUCUCACGCUGCUCGACGAAGUAUCGCGCCGUGGCCAAUCGCCUCGACGCUGCUGAUCGUGCCACGGUUGAUUUACUGUUUUGGUUAGCAGUCAUGUUCGACACACUGUCAGCGGCAAUGAAUCGGCGACCCUUGGUCGUCUCAGACGAAGACAGCAACAUAUAUCCCAGUGAGAGCGGCCAGCGCACAGAACAAGGGAACUUCGACACAGAAGUGCCCCCUACAACUGAUGGGCUCUGGGACAAGUACCUCUUCGCCCAUCAAAAGGAACGUCUACAAAGACAUCCCACAAGGUGGCCUUGCUCCUUUGAUCAAGCUGCGGCUGUGCUUUGCGAUGCUGCUCCCGUCAAGGUCCUACUAUUUCGAAAGGUCACCCGAAUUCAAACUCUUCUUUCUCGAAAUUCGCAGGCGCCCAAGAUUGAGGAAGCCAUCGAGGGGGCACUGGAAGUGUGCAAGCACUGGAACAAGCUGUAUGCACCUUUUAUCCGCGAUUGCCUGGAGCAUCAUGAUCGACUACCUCCACGUGUGCAAUCUUGGUACACGUGCCUUACAGGUCACUGGCACCUUGCCACGCUUCUUCUAGUCGAUCUUAUUGAAAUAGUAGAUGACUCCGGACUCGGUAUCGAGGAGAACAGAGCUGUACGAAUGUCGAGUGAAUUCGUUGCCCGAUUCCGCGAAGACCACUGCCGCACACUUUCCGAUUUGGCGAGGUGCGCAUGUCCCAGACCAGAUACUACCUUUGCACGGUCUGGGGAAUUUCAUUUUGCAGUGAGCGAAGGCGCGCUGCUGACAGAGCCAUGGACAGCGGUAUUGAUCCGGGCGUUUGCAAAGGCAGGUGUUAUAUUACUGGAGUUGGAGGAUACAGUCGCUUUCCGCCUGGACAUGGACGGACAUGACGCCUUUCAGCGAGCUGAUGACUGUGUAAAAGCGCUAUGGUUUUUGGGAAGGAAGUCUGACAUGGCACUUUCGGCAGCAAAGAUCUUGGGUGACGCCCUGAGACAAAGGCGAAAAGACACACAGGAAAAGGUACAAGAGGUGAGCACUUUCCUCGAGACUGAGCUCUGGCAUGGGUUUGAGGGGUUCGGGGCGUUUGAGGCCGACUGUGAUUCAUGA